Momordica charantia (bitter melon) is the source of this 1998-nucleotide messenger RNA. RefSeq names its product beta glucosidase 40 (gene BGLU40). The record is from RefSeq and is a predicted model, not a curated record. Gene Ontology annotation, biological process: carbohydrate metabolic process. NCBI's taxonomy places the organism in Eukaryota, Viridiplantae, Streptophyta, Magnoliopsida, Cucurbitales, Cucurbitaceae. Gene Ontology annotation, molecular function: beta-glucosidase activity.
CUUCUCCUGAGUGGGAAUUCCACAAUACAUAAAUCCAAUUGCCCACCCAAUUUAUAAAAUCCACCCAUUCCUUCAGAUUCAGUCCCCACCGCCGCCCACCACCGCCACUGCCACCGUCGAUUUCACACUCUCUCUCGAUCUCUUCAAAUCCACUCCCUCCCUCUCUCUCUCUGCAUUAUUCGUUUCUUCAAAUCUCGAGAAUUUGAAUUCCUAAACCACUUUCUAAUUGUCUUUUCUUUCCCUCUCUCUCCCUCGGCGCUAUGGUGGCCGGAGCAAGAGGCGCCGGCGUCGGCGUGGUGGCGUUAACGGUGGUGGUAUUAGGGAUUCAGAUUUGUUCGGCGCAGAUUACCAGAAGCGGUUUUCCGAGCGGAUUUGUUUUCGGGACUGCUUCCUCUGCUUUCCAGUAUGAAGGCGCUGUAAAGGAGGACGGAAGGGGACCCACAGUUUGGGACACAUUUUCCCAUACAUUUGGAAAGGUGCUUGAUUUCAGUAAUGCAGAUGUUGCCGUGGACCAGUACCACCGUUACCCGGAAGACAUUAAACUCAUGAAGGAUAUGGGUAUGGACGCCUACAGAUUCUCCAUUGCCUGGUCUCGAAUUUUCCCAAAUGGAAGUGGAGAGAUCAACCAGGCUGGAGUUGAUCACUACAACAAUUUCAUCAAUGCUUUGUUAGCCAAUGGAAUUCAACCCUAUGUCACUCUCUACCAUUGGGACCUUCCUCAAGCCCUAGAAGACAAAUACAACGGCUGGCUGAACCCCCAAAUCAUAAACGAUUUCGCUCUGUACGCCGAGACGUGUUUUCAGAAGUUCGGCGAUCGGGUGAAGCACUGGAUUACGUUCAAUGAGCCGCAUACGUUCGCUACCCAGGGCUACGAUGUCGGUCUCCAGGCGCCGGGCCGCUGCUCAAUUCUUCUCCAUGUUCUCUGCCGGAGUGGAAAUUCUGCAACCGAGCCUUACAUUGUCGCGCACAAUGUUCUCUUAUCUCACGCCGCCGUCUCCGAUAUUUACAGAAGAAAGUACAAGCGUACACAGAGGGGAGUGAUUGGGAUCUCGCUCGAUGUUAUCUGGUUCGAACCAGGUUCGAAUUCCACCAUUGACAUUCAAGCAGCCCAAAGAGCUCAAGAUUUUCAGCUUGGAUGGUUUCUCAAUCCGUUGAUCUUUGGCGACUAUCCGAGCUCCAUGAGAAGCAGAGUCGGCGGGCGGCUGCCGACGUUUUCCCGGCAGCAGGCGGCUAUGGUGAAAGGGUCUCUGGACUUCGUUGGCAUAAAUCACUACACCACAUUUUACGCUUAUCACAACAGCACAAACAUUAUUGGGGUUGCCCUGAAUGACUCCAUUGCUGAUUCUGGUGCCUUCACCGUUCCAUUCAAAGGGCUGAAAACCAUUGGAGAAAGGGCAAGCUCUAUAUGGUUAUACAUAGUUCCUCGUGGGAUGCGAAGUUUGAUGAAUUACAUCAAGAACAACUACGGGAACCCACUAGUGAUGAUUACUGAAAAUGGGAUGGACGACCCAAAUGACAUAUUUAAACCAAUCAAAGAGGCACUGAAAGAUGAGAAGAGGAUCAGAUACCACGAUGGCUACUUGACAAACCUUUUGGCGGCCAUCAAGGAAGAUGGAUGCAACGUGAAAGGGUAUUUCGUUUGGUCUCUGUUGGAUAAUUGGGAGUGGGCGGCUGGUUUCAGUUCAAGGUUUGGCCUUUACUAUGUUGAUUUCAGGGAUAAGCUGAAGAGAUACCCCAAGGACUCGGUUCAAUGGUUCAAGAAUUUCUUGGCUUCUUAGUUGGUUCUUACAAGUUGGAGAAUCUGAAAGAAGGUUAAUGCCACAGUUUGAUGUUUAUAUUUCUUGUUAGAAGUGGAUGCAUGAUUUUCGUAACUUUCCUUAUUGUGCCUUUAAUUUCUGCUGAUAAACGUAAAAACUUUAGUAAAUCUAUAUGUAUGCAUCAUCACAGGAAUAUAUUUCUAGUUGAACUUUCAAGUUCUAAUUUUGUCAACUUGGAUCA